AUGCUCAGCUUUACCACGUUCUUUUUCGUCACAAUCUUCAGUUUCUGUAUUGGUCACAUUGGACGAGCACGACGGAACUUUCACGAAGACUACCGAAUCAGCACGCCAGCAUGUGAUGUGGUUUGUGAGGGACAGUGGAAAAGCGAAUUUCAUGUGAGUGCUCUCGUUUCAAUUUCCGAAAGUGAACGAAAAUCUAAUUAAGGCUAACUUCCAUAAACUUUACGACACCGAGUACUUUGAAGUGCCGUUGGACACGACAAUCGUCAAGAGUCGUGCCAACUUGAAGCUGUUCUGCUCUUCGACCGCCCAAAAGUACACGUGUCUUCGUAAAGAAUGUAAAAUCGGCCGCACUCCGUGGUCCGCCGAAAAGCACAUCUGCAUGACGCAUUAUGAUCAGUUCGAUCGGAAUAUUAACUGCCUCAGGUUGAAUUGAAAUUGGAUUUUUAAUCGAAAAACUCAAAUGUUUUUUAGUUUGACUGACAAAUACGUGCAGAAAGAGUGUUCCAACGUGUGCAACAGUAUUCGAAUCGAGAUUUCACAGCCCGAAAUCGACAAAAUGGUCGAAUUGGAAUUCGACAAACAGGAUAAGAGUCUGUUCGUGGAGCAAAACAAACACUGCAAUUUUAUCGCAUGUCAUCAGUUGUGCCACGUGAGUUUACGGAACAAUCAAGUUUAUCAGUACUUUGUACUCAAUUCAGGAGUUCAUCAUCAACAAAAUCUGCAUUGACAGCGCCGUUUCGGCACGAUCUGCAGUCAAAGCCUACUACGACGCGUUCCUUCAGAGAGAGUACACUUCACUCAACAAAGACGACCAUGAUGCACUUUACUCGAGUUUUUGCAGAAGGGUCACCCCGGGCCAGAACGAGGUCGGAUGACGUUUCAUAGCAGCUUUUUAGUUUGUCUUUUUCAGAACGCGUUCACUUCGAACAUGACACGUUUCAACAACUUGACCCUUGAUCGCAUGAAGAACGACAUUCGCUCCGCGUUUUCAAUUCUCGAUUGA
This is a messenger RNA of Caenorhabditis sp. 36 PRJEB53466, 1003 nucleotides long. The record is from the annotation of a GenBank genome assembly. NCBI's taxonomy places the organism in Eukaryota, Metazoa, Nematoda, Chromadorea, Rhabditida, Rhabditidae.